Octopus sinensis (East Asian common octopus) is the source of this 1592-nucleotide messenger RNA. Its product is annotated as zinc finger protein 678-like. NCBI's taxonomy places the organism in Eukaryota, Metazoa, Mollusca, Cephalopoda, Octopoda, Octopodidae. Bases 73 to 936 code for a protein of 287 amino acids. The record is from RefSeq and is a predicted model, not a curated record. The transcript is spliced from 2 exons.
AGAAAGAUCAGAAGAAAAAUUUAAUAUUGUGAGAAACUUCAAUGGUUGGGUUGAUUUGUAUCCUUUAGAGAAAUGUCAAAAGAACUGAGAAAAUCAAAACAUUGGUGUGAAAUCUGUGGUAAAUCAUUCUUUAGAAGUACUGAGUUGAUUAAACACAUUCGUGUUCAUACAGGUGAGAAGCCAUUUGACUGUGAUACCUGUGGUAAAUCAUUCUCUCUAAGACAUCACUUAACUGAACAUAAACGUAUUCAUACUGGGGAGCGGCCACAUCACUGUGAUGUCUGUGGUAAAUCAUUCUCUGCAAGUAGUACGUUAACUAAACACAAACGUAUUCACACAGGAGAGAAACCAUAUCCCUGUGAUAUCUGUGGUAAGGCAUUCACUGAGAAUGGUCACUUACACAGACACAAACGUUUUCAUACAGGAGAAAAGCCAUUUCAAUGUGUCACCUGUGGUAAGUCAUUCUCUGAAGGUAAUGCCUUAACAACACACAAACGUAUUCACACAGGAGAGAAGCCAUAUCGCUGCAAUAUCUGUGGUACAUCAUUUUCUGAAUGCGGAGUCUUAGUAAGACACAGACGUAUUCACACGGGAGAGAGACCGUAUCACUGUGUUAUCUGUGGUAAAUCAUUCUCUGGAAUUAAUGACUUGACUAGACACAAACGUAUUCACACAGGGGAGAGACCAUAUCAGUGUGACACCUGUGGUAAAUCAUUCACUGCAAAACAGAACUUAAUUAAGCACAGACGUGUUCAUACAGGGGAGAAACCAUAUCACUGUGACAUCUGUGAUAAAUCAUUCUCUCAGAGCAACAGCUUAACUACUCACAAACGUAUUCAUACGAGAGAAAAACCACAUCACUGUGAUAUCUGUGGUAAAUCUUUCUCUCAGAGAAGUAACUUAACUACACAUGCAUCUGUCCAUGCGAAAGUGUGAUUGUAUCAUUGUCAGAAUUCAUUAGAACAUCCAACAACAGCCGAAAUCUUAAAACCGUUCUCUCUGGUAAAUCACGGCUUAACCUUUGUGCCCUUAACAGUAACCAUACUCAUCAAAGUUACCACGUUGAGAUGUUUUUUUAUAGUCAGAUGCCCUUCCUUAUGCCAACCACUUUAGUAGAUUCUUACCUGGCAUUCACAUAGUUUACCUGGACACAGGUUGCUUUUUAAAAUCCAUUCCAUUCAGAAAAUAACUUGUAAACAUAAAUUUAUUCACAUAGUAAAAAAAAGAUAUGUGUGUGUGAUAACAAAUUGUUAUCAAUAUACAGAUCAAUAUACAGACGGAUAGGUAUGUAGACUAUAUGAACAGACACAUUUGGAGACACAGAUCCUCACAUAUAAAGAUGCACAUCCAUACAUACAAACAUGGUACAUAGUUACAUAACACACACACACACGCAAGGAGACAGAGGUGCAUAUAUACACAAACACAGACAGGCAAGCACAUGAAUGUGUAUUCUAUCCAUUCUAUUCAGGACCAAGUUGAAGAUUGUGUUUUGGAGAAAAAAGAAGACAGGGCAAUGUUGUUUCUUACACUCCCAAGAAGAGGCAUAAGGUUGCGGACAAACCAUUUCUCGAAUCUGUCGAGUGUUUUGU